ACCCCAGAACAGGGGCCACGCAGGGUCCCCGCUCCUGGCCUUGGCCUGGGAGGGUCCGGGCGGCUCUGAGGACUGAGGUGCUCCCUCACGUUGUGCUGCGGAGACUCGGAGAGGUGCCCUCGCCACCUACCAGCCCUGCCCAGUGUCGCCAUGCCUCGGGGCCAGAAGAGCAAGGUCCCUGCCCGGGAGAAACGCCACCAGGGCCGUGGUGAGGCUCAGAGUGUCGGGGGUGCUCCUGCUGCCGCAGCAGCAGCCGCCGCAGCAGAGGAGCCCCCCCGCUGCCCCCCACCCGAUGCGGGGGCGAUGCCCCCGGGCUCCCCCGAGGCGGGUCCCGCCCCGCAGCCCCAGGGCGCCCCGGCCCCUGGGUCUCCUGGCGCGGGCCCUCCAGGCCCACCACGUGACCAGGGCGCCGAGAACGCGGCCGCCCCCGCGGCCCCCCCGGCCGCCCGCAAAGACCCCCUCACCCGCAAGGCCAGCUUGCUGGUGCAAUUCCUGCUGGAGAAGCACAGCAGCGGGGAGCCCAUCACGCGGGCCGUGAUGCUGAAGAUGGUCAGCAGGAAGUACCGCGAGCACUUCCCCGAGAUCUUCAGGCUCGCCUCGGAGCGCAUGGAUCUGGUCUUCGGGCUCGAGCUCAGGGAGGUCGACGCCCGCAGCCAGUCCUACGCCCUGGUCAGCAAGCUGGCCCUCCCGAGCGACGGCACCCUGGGCGGCGGCAACAAGGGGCUGCCCAAGACCGGCCUCCUAAUGGCGCUCCUGGGCCUGAUCUUCAUGAAGGGCAACCGCGCCACCGAGGAGGAGGUCUGGGAGUUCCUCAACAUGCUGGGCAUGCACCAGGGCAGGAGGCACCUGAUCUUCGGCGAGCCCCGGAAGCUCAUCACCCAAGACCUGGUGCGCCAGGGCUACCUGGAGUACCGCGCGGUGCCCGCCAGCGACCCUCCGCGCCACGAGUUCCUGUGGGGCCCGCGAGCCCGCGCGGAGACCAGCAAGAUGCAGGUGCUGCAGGUGCUGGCCAAGAUCAACGACACCGUGCCCAGCAGCUUCCCCGCGCUGUACGAGGAGGCGCUGCAAGAGCAGCAGGAGCGCGCAGCGGCCCGUGGCUGGCGCCGCAUCUAGUCAAAUCAGCUGGGGCGGCUGCUUUUCCUUGCGGUGGAAGAGGGCAGUCGACCUUCCAGGUCGUGCAGAGUCCUAGGGGUUGGAGGGGACAAAGCACAGAUCUUCUUCCUAUUUGUUCAAAACGGCUAGCUUCUAUAAACACAUACACAGUUAUAUUUAUUUAGGUGUUUUCCAAUGUUUUUUCUUGGAAUAGCUCAUUUAGUUCUAGAAUAUAAACUUAAGAAUGUCAUGGCUCUCAUUUAUCGCUGUUUCACAAAUGAGAGUUACAGCGUUGGUGUCUAUCACAAAGAAAGUCACAAACCAUCUAUAUUGUAUUCGUGAUCCAAAAGCAGGUAACAUGGCACUGCAAUAGGGAUUUUCAUGGAAAUGUGGAAGAACCACACAGUAAAACAGUUAGGAACACAAAAUGGAGAAAAAAAUAGUUAAAAAAAAAUAAAAGGUGUUUAAUUCA
Messenger RNA from Zalophus californianus (California sea lion), 1564 nucleotides. RefSeq names its product melanoma-associated antigen B17-like. The coding region runs from base 151 to 1113 and encodes 320 amino acids. NCBI's taxonomy places the organism in Eukaryota, Metazoa, Chordata, Mammalia, Carnivora, Otariidae. Gene Ontology annotation, biological process: negative regulation of transcription by RNA polymerase II. The record is from RefSeq and is a predicted model, not a curated record. The transcript is spliced from 2 exons. Gene Ontology annotation, cellular component: nucleus.